AUGCACUCUUACAAUCCCCUACCCUUCACUCUCACAUUCCCCUACCCUGCACUCUCCCAUUCUGCACCCUUCACUCACAAAAAACCUACAAUUCACUCUCGCAUUCCCUACCCUUCACUCUCACAAUCCCCUACCCUGCACUCCCACAUUCCCCUACCCUGCACACCCAAAUUCCCCUACCCUUCACUCCCACAUUCCCCUACCCUGCACUCCCACAUUCCUGCACUCCCACAUUCCCCUACCCUGCACACCCACAUUCCCCUACCCUUCACUCCCACAUUCCCCUACCCUGCACUCCCGCAUUCCCCUACCCUGCACUCCCACAUUCCCCUACCCUGCACUCCCACAUUCCCCUACCCUGCACUCCCACAUUCCCCUACCCUUCACUCCUGCAAUCCCCUACCCUGCACUCCCACGUUCCCCUACCCUGCACUCCCACAUUCACCUACCCUGCACUCCCACAUUCCCCUACCCUGCACUCCCACAUUCCCCUACCCUGCACUCCCACAUUCCCCUACCCUUCACUCCCGCAUUCCCCUACCCUGCACUCCCACAUUCCCCUACCCUGCACUCCCACAUUCCCUUACCCUGCACUCCCACAUUCCCCUACCCUGCACUCCCACAUUCCCCUACCCUGCACUCCCACAUUCCCCUACCCUGCACUCCCACAUUCCCCUACCCUGCACUCCCACAUUCCCCUACCCUGCACUCCCACAUUCCCCUACCCUUCACUCCCGCAUUCCCCUACCCUGCACUCCCACAUUCCCCUACCCUGCACUCCCACAUUCCCUUACCCUGCACUCCCACAUUCCCCUACCCUGCACUCCCACAUUCCCCUACCCUGCACUCCCACAUUCCCCUACCCUGCACUCCCACAUUCCCCUACCCUGCACUCCCACAUUCCCCUACCCUUCACUCCUGCAAUCCCCUACCCUGCACUCCCACGUUCCCCUACCCUGCACUCCCACAUUCACCUACCCUGCACUCCCACAUUCCCCUACCCUGCACUCCCACAUUCCCCUACCCUGCACUCCCACAUUCCCCUACCCUUCACUCCCGCAUUCCCCUACCCUGCACUCCCACAUUCCCCUACCCUGCACUCCCACAUUCCCUUACCCUGCACUCCCACAUUCCCCUACCCUGCACUCCCACAUUCCCCUACCCUGCACUCCCACAUUCCCCUACCCUGCACUCCCACAUUCCCCUACCCUGCACUCCCACAUUCCCCUACCCUGCACUCCCACAUUCCCCUACCCUUCACUCCCGCAUUCCCCUACCCUGCACUCCCACAUUCCCCUACCCUGCACUCCCACAUUCCCUUACCCUGCACUCCCACAUUCCCCUACCCUGCACUCCCACAUUCCCCUACCCUGCACUCCCACAUUCCCCUACCCUGCACUCCCACAUUCCCCUACCCUGCACUCCCACAUUCCCCUACCCUUCACUCCCGCAUUCCCCUACCCUGCACACCCACAUUCCCCUACCCUGCACUCCCACAUUCCCCUACCCUGCACUCCCACAUUCCCCUACCCUGCACUCCCACAUUCUUGCACUCCCACAUUCCCCUACCCUGCACUCCCACAUUCCUCUACCCUUCACACCCACAUUCCCCUACCCUGCACUCCCACAUUCCCCUACCCUGCACUCCCACAUUCCCCUACCCUUCACUCCCACAUUCCUCUACCCUGCGCUCCCACAUUCCCCUACCCUGCUCUCCCAAAAUCCCCUACCCUUCACACCCACAUUCCCCUACCCUGCACUCCCACAUUCCCCUACCCUGCACUCCCACAUUCCCCUACCCUUCACUCCCACAUUCCCCUACCCUGCGCUCCCACAUUCCCCUACCCUGCACUCCCACAUUCCCCUACCCUUCACACCCAUAUUCCCCUACCCUGCACUCCCACAUUCCCCUACCCUGCACUCCCACAUUCCCCUACCCUUCACACCCACAUUCCCCUACCCUUCACUCCCACAUUCCCCUACCCUUCACUCCCACAUUCCCCUACCGAGAACUCUCACACGAAGAACCUUGCACUCUCACCCACCCUCAUGCCCCACAGUCUCAAGCCGUGGGGGGCCUGCACCCUCUCAAUCCCCAACGCUGCAGACCCACAAUCCCUCAUGCCAUGCGGCCUUGCAUUCCCCGUGAGCCGGGGUUGUCUCACCAUCGCACUCCCUGUCGUUCCCCUGUCCCGCACUCUCACAUUCCCUCCUGUUCCGCACCCUCGCAACCCCUCCGGCCAGGAAUGGGCACUCUCACAUUCCCUUGUGCCCAGCACUCUCACAUUCCCUUGUGCCCAGCACUCUCACAUUCCCUCAUGCCCAGCACUCUCACAUUCCCUAACGAUCCCACUCUCACCAUCCAUCUUGUCUCGCAGCCACAUAUUUCCUCCCGCACCCUCACAUUCCGCCCUGCGCCGCACUCUCACAUUCCCUCCUGCUCGCACUCUAACAUUCCCUCCUGCUCGCACUCUUACGUUCCCUCAUGUCCUGCACUCUCACAGUUUCAAACUUCCCGGCACUCUCACAUACCCUCAUGCCCUGCACUCUCAUAUUCCCUCAUGCCCUGCAGUCUCACAGUCCCCUUCCCUGCACUCUCACAUUCCCCUACCCUGCACUCUCACGUGCCCCUUCUCUGCUGUCUCACAUUCCCCUUCCCUGCAUUCUCACAUUCCCCUCCCCUACAGUCUCACAUUCCCCUUCACUGCAGUCUCACAUUCCUCUACCCCGAACUCUCACCUUCCCCUUCCUUGCACUCUCACAUCCCCCUACCCUGAGACUCUCACAUUCCCCUUCCGUGCACUCAACUUCUAG
Molecule: messenger RNA, 2814 nt
Organism: Closterium sp. Yama58-4
Lineage: Eukaryota; Viridiplantae; Streptophyta; Zygnematophyceae; Desmidiales; Closteriaceae
Source: the annotation of a GenBank genome assembly